Neomonachus schauinslandi (Hawaiian monk seal) is the source of this 3662-nucleotide messenger RNA. RefSeq names its product testis expressed 2 (gene TEX2). The record is from RefSeq and is a predicted model, not a curated record. Gene Ontology annotation, cellular component: endoplasmic reticulum. Gene Ontology annotation, molecular function: lipid binding. NCBI's taxonomy places the organism in Eukaryota, Metazoa, Chordata, Mammalia, Carnivora, Phocidae.
GCAGGACAGCGGCCGGAGCCCGAGCCCAAGCCCGAGCUGUAGCGGCCGCGGAGCACGGGCGCCGGCGCAGUACAAUGAAGGAGCCAGCGGAGCCGGGAGCCUGAGCCCUCGAGAAGCCGGCGAUGACAAGUCUGAAUGGUCGCCAUGCCGAGAAAACCAUUGACAUGCCAAAACCAUCAGCCCCCAGAGUGCACGUGCAGAGGUCCGUGUCCCGAGACACUAUCGCCAUUCACUUCUCGGCAUCCGGGGAGGAGGAGGAGGAGGAAGAGGAGGAGUUCAGGGAGUACCUUGAGGAGGGGCUGGACGACCAAAGUAUUGUAACAGCGCUCGAAGCCAAGGAAGACCUCUAUCUCGAACCCCAGGGUGGCCAUGACUCCUCUGGCCCUGCCGCCCAGCCCAUCCUGGCAGAUGGACUGUCCGUGUCCCCUGCCAUUUUGCCCGUCUCCGAGAACACGGUAAAGCUGUUGGAGUCCCCUCCUCUGGCAGUGCGAGUAUUAAGUACGGUGCCAUUGGCUCUGUCCCCAGGGUCGUCUUCGUUAGGCCCCUUAGCUAGCUCUCCCAGUGUGUUAUCCCUUUCUGAGCAGAAAACCGGUUCUUCCUCCCCGCUGUCCUCUCCUUCCAAGUCUCCUGUCCUCUCCUCCAGUGCCUCAUCCUCUACCCUGUCCAGCACCAAGCCCUUCAUGAGCCUUGUGAAGUCCCUGUCGACCGAGGUUGAGCCAAAAGAACCCCCCCACGCCUCGAGGCACAGGCACUUGAUGAAGACAUUAGUCAAGUCUCUGUCCACAGACACCUCGCGGCAGGAGGCAGACACCGCGUCCUGUAAACCACCUGACUCCAAGCUCAACUUACACCUGUUCAAGCAGUUCACACAGCCACGCAACACAGGUGGGGACUCCAAAACUGCACCUUCCUCCCCACUGACUUCUCCCUCUGAUACGCGCUCCUUUUUCAAAGUGCCCGAGAUGGAGGCUAAAAUCGAAGACACUAAGCGACGCCUUUCAGAAGUCAUAUAUGAGCCUUUUCAGCUCCUUAGUAAAAUUAUAGGGGAAGAAAGUGGCAGCCACAGGCCCAAAGCCUUAUCUUCAAGUGCUUCAGAGCUCUCCAAUCUGUCCAGCCUGAACGGUCACUUGGAAAGCAAUAACAACUACAGCAUCAAGGAGGAGGAGUGUGAUUCCGAGGGGGACGGCUGUGGGAGUGACCCCAGGGCCUCAGAUGAGCCCUCAAGAGAGGUGGAGCUGAGAAGCUCCCAGGUGAGCGGUCUGAAGGACUUAGGCCUGAAGACGAGCUCUCUGGUUCUUGAGAAGUGUUCCUUGUCUGCCUUAGUGAGCAAAGAAGAUGAAGAGUUCUGCGAACUGUACAGUGAGGACUUUGAUUUGGAAGCAGAGGUAGAGAGUACAGUUGAUAAGCUCCCGGAUAUCCCUCUCAAGCCCGAGGUGCUGGCGGAUGAUGGUCCAACUCUUGACAGUGAGGACGAGGCCCACUUGGCCAUGCAGCACCCCGAAUUACCAGUGAAGACCCUGGGCUUCUUUAUAAUGUGUGUCUAUGGGUACCUCAUCCUCCCCCUCCCCCAUUAUGUGAGCGGACUCUUUCUGGGAGUUGGUCUUGGAUUCAUGACUGCGGUUUGCAUGAUUUGGUUUUUUACACCACCAAGUGCUCAUAAAUAUCACAGAUUACAUAAAAACCUACAACACUGGAACACAAGAUCUCUGGAUAUCAAAGAACCGGAAAUACUGAAGGGAUGGAUGAAUGAGAUUUACAGCUAUGAUCCAGAAACUUACCAUGCAACUUUGACACAUUCAGUCUUUGUCCGACUUGAGGGUGGGACCUUAAGACUUUCAAAGCCCAAUAAAAAUAUAUCCAGGAGGGCAAGCUACAAUGAAACAAAGCCAGAGGUUACCUACAUCAGCCAGAAAAUCUACGACCUUUCAGACAGCAAGAUUUAUCUUGUACCCAAAAGUUUGGCUCGAAAACGAAUCUGGAAUAAAAAGUACCCCAUUUGUAUCGAGCUUGGUCGACAAGAUGACUUUAUGUCUAAGGCCCAGACUGAUAAAGAGACUUCUGAAGAAAAGCCUCCAGCUGAGAGAGAGCUGGGAGGCGAGGACCCUAAGAAGCCACCCCAUCCUCAGGAGGGAACACGAUCUAGCCAGCGAGAUCAGAUACUCUAUCUCUUUGGGAGAACUGGCCGAGACAAAGAGGAGUGGUUUAGGCGAUUUAUUCUGGCAUCUAAACUGAAGUCGGAAAUCAAGAAGCCACCUGGUGUCUCUGGAAGUAAACCAGGGGUUUUGCCCUCAUACAGCAGACACAACAGCCCCUCGGGGCACCUGACCCACAGCCGCAGCAGCAGCAAAGGCAGCGUGGAGGAGGUGAUGUCGCAGCCGAAGCAGAAGGAGCUGGUGGGCAGCGUGCGGCAGAAGAUGCUUCUGGACUACAGCGUGUACAUGGCCAGGUGUGUCCCCCAAGAAAACCGAAGCCCCCAGAGGAGCCCGGUGCAGAGUGCGGAGAGCAGCCCCACGGCUGGGAAGAAGUUGCCAGAGGCUCCGCCCUCCGAGGAGGAAGAACAGGAAGCCUGGGUGAAUGCCUUGCUUGGUAGAAUGUUUUGGGACUUCUUAGGAGAGAAAUAUUGGUCUGAUCUGGUGUCUAAGAAAAUCCAAAUGAAACUCAGCAAAAUAAAGCUCCCCUACUUUAUGAAUGAACUAACUUUGACGGAACUUGACAUGGGGGUGGCUAUGCCAAAAAUCCUUCAGGCCUUCAAGCCUUACGUUGAUCACCAAGGACUCUGGAUCGAUUUGGAAAUGUCCUACAAUGGGUCCUUUCUGAUGACUCUCGAGACCAAAAUGAAUUUGACCAAACUAGGUAAAGAGCCUCUUGUUGAAGCCCUGAAGGUUGGAGAAAUUGGCAAAGAAGGUUGCAGGCCCAGGGCGUACUGUCUGGCGGACAGCGAUGAGGAGUCCUCCAGUGCUGGCUCCUCUGAGGAGGAUGAUGCUCCAGAGCCCAGCGCCGGAGACAAACCACCUCUCCCGGGGGCCGAAGGGUAUGUUGGAGGUCAUCGGACGAGUAAGAUUAUGAGGUUUGUCGAUAAAAUUACUAAGUCAAAAUACUUCCAAAAAGCAACAGAGACAGAGUUCAUUAAAAAGAAGAUUGAAGAAGUCUCCAAUACACCCCUGCUGCUGACCGUAGAAGUACAAGAAUGCCGAGGAACCCUGGCGGUCAACAUUCCACCCCCUCCGACUGACCGAAUAUGGUAUGGUUUCCGGAAGCCACCAUAUGUAGAGCUAAAAGCUCGGCCAAAACUUGGAGAGAGAGAAGUGACUUUAGUUCAUGUGACAGACUGGAUAGAGAAGAAACUGGAACAAGAGUUUCAGAAAGUUUUUGUCAUGCCAAACAUGGAUGAUGUCUAUAUCCCCAUAAUGCACUCAGCCAUGGACCCUCGCUCCGCUUCCUGCCUCCUCAAAGACCCACUUGUGGAGGCUGCUGAUCACCUGUGAUGGGUGAAGAUCUGACCUUCCCAGUAUUAUGAGACCUAGCGAAAGGUGUGGGGUUCUUGGCUGCCUUCUGUGCUGUAGCAUUGGCCUCUCCUCGUGCCACAGCUUCUGCCCUCCGCCUGCUGGUGCCCAUUCCACCGCGAGGUGUCAUUCCCCGCGUCCAGGAACUGGUCUCUGGGU